AACUUCUAGAAUAUCGCCAGACUUUUAGAAGUAUAAUGUACUUCAAUUAGAAUUGUGUUUUUCCCAAAAGAUUUUAGUAAAAGUGAGUGAUUUUUGAAGAGGUAUACUGAAAGAGAGCUGUUCUCCACUCAGUUGAAAGAGUAAACCCUGGGCGUGUGCGCAGAGGGAACACCAGCCGGGACAUAUAUGAUGCCUCAGCCUAAUGACGCAACAGGUUUACUCAAUCGGCCCUGAAAUGGUGAGGGACAGGAUAAUACAUGCAGGCUUUCCUAUGACCAAAAGCGGGCUGCGGACUCUGUCACUCACAGCUGUAACGUGACAUGCUCACGGACUUCUUCUUCUUCUUUUUUCUUUCUUCUCCUUACUUUUCCCCUUUUCUCCGGCACGAGGAAAUUCGCUUCCCGGGACGCACGCGACCUUUACUGAUGGCGCACGUUCGCCUGCUGCUCGUGUGGUUCGUGUUCGGCGCGGUGGCGCGGACUUCAAAGGCGGCUUCCGAACCCGGGGUCUCCACGGACGCGUUCAAGGACAGCGGGAAAGUUUUUACUACAUCAGGAAAAGAAUGCAAAUUUCCAUUUAGACAUGGAGGAAGGAUCCAUCACCACUGCAUCUCCACUUCCAAACCCUGGUGCUCUCUCACGCACAACUAUGACCGGGACCGGCUGUGGGGCUUCUGUGCCCCCGAGGAGAACCGACCAGAGGUUUUUCUUCACUCGCCACGGCGGAUCGGGGAUCCGUGCCGGCCGAACCCGUGUCAGAACGGAGGCGUCUGUGGGCUGGUCCCUCGCACGCUCUCAUUCGAGUGCUUCUGUCCGGAGAGCUUCACUGGAAGACUGUGCGAACAGAGGAAAUGCUAUGAAACCACACACUUGCGCUUUUAUGACAUCGGAGAGUCUUGGGGACGAAUUCACCUGCGGAAUGUGGAGCAGUGCUCGUGCGUGGAGGGCGAAAUCCAGUGUCAAAGGGUUUACUACACAACGUGCCACUCAAACCCUUGUCAGAACGACGGAACGUGUCGUCUGAUCACAUCCACCAGAAAGGAGGUGUGUCACUGCCGGAGCAGCUACGCCGGUCCUCACUGUGACCUUCAGCCGAACACAGAGUGCUACAAGAGCAGGGGCACAGCUUACAGAGGAGUGGUGGACACCACGGUGUCCGGCGCCCGCUGUCUGCCGUGGAACUCAGAUCUGCUCUAUGACGAGCUCCACGUGGGCGCAGUGGUUGCGCCAGACCUCAGGGGCCUGGGAGAGCACGCCUUCUGCAGAAACCCAGAUGGGGACCAGAAGCCGUGGUGCUACACAGUAAAUGACAGCGCCAUCUCCUGGGAGUACUGUGACGUCCCCACUUGUGCGAAGCCUUUGUCUUUUUCACUAAGGACAUUCCCGUUCAGGGUGUCUACAACGGUAAAAAAGCCCAUCUCCACCACGAAAGCCAAAAGUCCCACAUGUGGGAUGAAGCACAAGAAGAGGCUAACGCCACCUAGGGGCCGAAUACUGGGCGGAUCGUCCGCUUUGCCAGGUAGCCAUCCGUGGAUGGCAGCCAUUUAUAUCGGAAAGUCAGACUUCUGCGGCGGCAGUCUGAUCUCUUCCUGCUGGAUCGUCUCUGCAGCUCACUGCUUCAAUAGCAACCCCCUGUACCACCAGGUGCGUGUGGUGCUGGGCCAGCACUACUUCAACAACACCAGAUUCCCCAGUAACUACUCGCGGACCUUCGAGGUGGAGAAGAUCAUCUAUCCAAAACACUUCUCCGUCUUUAAUCCAACACUACACGACAUCGUUCUGAUAAAGCUGAAGAAGCAGGACGGGCGGUGCGUGAGGAAAAGCCCUUUCAUCAGGCCAAUUUGCCUCCCAGAAAAAAACAUGCCGUUCCCCGAUGGGUACUGUUGUACCAUCAGCGGCUGGGGAUACACGCAGGAGAAAGCACGAGAAUAUUCCCCACUGCAGGAAGCAAAAGUUCGACUAAUUCCUCAUGAAACCUGUAGGAAACCUGAAGUAUACGGAAACCAUGUGACGAGUGACAUGAUCUGUGCGGGCCUGGACUGCGUGGACGCAUGCCAGGGUGACUCAGGAGGCCCUCUGGCCUGUGCGAAGGGUGACGUCAGUUUCCUAUAUGGGAUCAUCAGCUGGGGAGAAGGCUGCGGUCGCGUUGGGAAACCCGGAGUUUACACAAAGGUUGUGAAUUACAUCGACUGGAUCCAGUCGGUGAUCAAACGCAAAGCCAAGGCUUCAUGAAAGCACCACACAUGGACAUCAUAGUAUUUCUCUUUAUUGUACACUAAUAUAUGAAUUUAAACUGUUUUUUUUAUUAAAUGUCUCUGACUGUGAACAAGGUUUGAAUAAACUUUUUAUGACUUGACUAAACUUUGUUUGUCAUUAAGAGGAAAUGUUUACAACAGUAAGAGCUGAAAGUGGGUUAUUUACCAGCUGUCUUGAUGUUCUUUCCUGGAAUACUCAACUAAAAGGAUGUAUUUCUAAUAGAGUUUGCAUCAUUUAUAACACUUAAGAACUUUUUUUCUCAGCAUUACUGUUUGUUUGACGAUAAAUCCUGAUGUGACAUGUGAAAGUGACCUUAAUGCAAAGUAUUUUGUGUUUAGUUUUGUACAGAUUCUGUGCUUUUCUUUCAGUUUUUGAGACUCUUUUUUCUAUAUUGUUUCAUGUUAUUGUACACAACCGAGCCAAAUAGUAAAAUGGACCUUUGUUAGUUUAUCCAUUUGCUGUUUUAUUGGUCUGAUAUUUUAGUGGCAACAUUUAACGCAGGGGUCCCCAAACUUUGAGGACCACAUAGCUGUCUUCUUCUCUGAUGUGGGGUCGGUGUCGCUUUGUAAGAGAACAGAAAAAAACUUCUGGAUCUUUCGGCUCCCAAGAGGUUAUUUAGGUUGUUUUAUUUAACUUAUCAUUAACUUUAUAAACUGUAGAAUGGUGGAAUAAAUUGUCAUGUUCUAUGUG
Molecule: messenger RNA, 2945 nt
Organism: Oryzias melastigma (Indian medaka)
Lineage: Eukaryota; Metazoa; Chordata; Actinopteri; Beloniformes; Adrianichthyidae
Gene: hgfac
Product: hepatocyte growth factor activator
Exons: 14
Coding region: 321-2231 (636 amino acids)
Biological process (GO): zymogen activation; blood coagulation
Cellular component (GO): extracellular region
Molecular function (GO): calcium ion binding; serine-type endopeptidase activity
Source: RefSeq, a predicted model, not a curated record